AAUGACGAGCUUGGGCUCACGCGCCUUUACGCUCGUUCAUUCCGAGGACGGUGGAUUCGGUUCAGAACAGAACCAGCAGCGCUCGAGAGCGUGGCGCGGGGAACAGGGGUUUCACCGAGCCGCUUUAACGGAGAUUGUGUCCGAAAGAGCAGUCACGCUUCCGUCGCGAGCGUGGCUGCACUAAAUCAGAACGCGCCUUCCCUGUAACCUCGAGCUCACCUGCGUGGACAAAACCGCACGCUGUUCCUAGGGGUCGCGCGAGAAAAAACGUUUCUUUUUGCUGUUGCGCGUGCCAAGUGUGCAGUGUAGCGCAGAAGUGGACCGAUUCCUCGCGCUCGGGCUGACGCCUUUCCGGGAUUUGGUUUACUGGGUCUUUCCAAAACCUCGAUUGCACAUCGGCAGAAAAGGUCUCGCUGAAAAUGCCCCUUGCUCAGCUCGCGGAACCAUGGCCCAAAAUGGAGCUCGUGCAGCUGGAGACGGAGAAUGGACAGUGCAUGACUGAGGAUGGAGUCUCUUCAAGAGUUAAGGAAGAUGCUGUCAUCAAGGAGAUCAACAUCACACAUGUGGUUAAGGAGGGGGCAGAGAGAGCCGACCCCUCCCAGUUUGAGCUGCUCAAGGUUCUCGGCCAAGGCUCAUUCGGGAAGGUGUUUCUGGUACGGAAGGUCACACCACCUGAUAGUAACCAGCUUUAUGCCAUGAAGGUCCUUAGAAAAGCCACACUUAAAGUGCGGGAUCGUGUCCGCACCAAGAUGGAGAGGAACAUUCUCGCCGAGGUCAACCAUCCGUUUGUGGUCAAACUCCACUACGCCUUUCAGACAGAGGGUAAACUGUAUUUGAUUCUGGACUUUCUACGGGGAGGAGACCUCUUCACCAGACUGUCCAAGGAGGUGAUGUUCACGGAGGAGGAUGUGAAGUUCUACCUGGCGGAGCUGGCUCUGGGCUUGGAUCAUCUCCACACUCUGGGCAUCAUCUACAGAGACCUCAAACCUGAGAACAUUCUACUGGAUGAAGAGGGACAUAUCAAACUCACAGACUUUGGUCUGUGUAAAGAAGCCAUAGACCAUGAGAAGAAGGCGUACUCCUUCUGUGGUACUGUGGAGUACAUGGCCCCAGAGGUGGUCAACCGGCAGGGCCACAUCCACAGCGCUGACUGGUGGUCGUUUGGGGUACUGAUGUUUGAGAUGCUGACGGGUUCUUUGCCAUUCCAAGGGAAGGAUCGUAAGGAGACCAUGAAUCUCAUCCUGAAGGCAAGGUUAGGGAUGCCCCAGUUUCUGAGUGCAGAAGCUCAGAGUCUGCUGAGAGCUCUGUUCAAAAGGAACCCUGCCAACAGACUGGGCUCUGGCCCCGAUGGUGCAGAGGAGAUCAAACGUCAUUCAUUCUUCUCAACAAUUGACUGGAACAAACUCUUCCGUCGGGAGAUCAAGCCACCGUUUAAGCCAGCUGUGGCCCGACCAGACGACACCUUCUACUUUGACUCUGAGUUCACCUCCCGCACUCCUAAAGACUCUCCUGGCAUCCCACCCAGCGCUGGCGCUCACCAGCUGUUCCGAGGGUUCAGCUUCAUGGCCACGGCGCUGCUGGAGGAGGAGGGCACUGAGGAGUCUGUGCAGGCCCCACCCCACCCUGUGGUGCAGCAGCUCCAUGGUAAGAACAUGGUGUUCAGCGACGGCUACGUCCUCGAGGAAGACAUCGGUAUGGGUUCUUUCUCCGUGUGCAAGCGUUGUGUCCACAAAGCCACCAACACAGAGUACGCAGUGAAGGUUAUUGAUAAGACCAGCACAGAUCCUUCUGAAGAGAUUGAGAUUCUUCUCCGAUAUGGACAGCAUCCCAACAUCAUCACUCUGAAAGAUGUGUAUGAUAAUGGAAAGAAGGUUUACCUGGUGACAGAGCUGAUGAGGGGUGGCGAGCUACUCGAUCGAAUCCUCAAGCAGAAGUUCUUCUCAGAGCGAGAGGCUAGUUCAGUACUGCACACAAUCACCAAGACUGUGGAGUACCUGCACUCGCAGGGGGUAGUGCACAGAGACCUGAAGCCGAGUAACAUCCUCUAUGUGGAUGAAUCUGGCAACCCGGAGUCCUUGCGCAUCUGUGACUUUGGCUUUGCCAAGCAACUCCGCGCUGACAACGGUCUCCUCAUGACGCCAUGCUACACUGCCAACUUUGUGGCUCCAGAGGUACUGAAGAGACAAGGCUAUGAUGAGGGUUGUGAUAUCUGGAGUUUGGGUGUGUUACUCUACACUAUGUUAGCCGGUUUCACUCCAUUCGCUAACGGUCCAGAGGACACCCCAGAGGACAUCCUGGGGAGGAUAGGAAAAGGCCAUUUCACCCUCACCGGGGGCAACUGGGACGCUGUGUCUGAUGCAGCCAAGGAUCUGGUCUCUAAGAUGCUCCACGUCGACCCUCACCAGAGACUCACGGCAAAGCAGGUGUUGAAACACGUCUGGAUCGUGCAGAGAGACCAGCUGCCCACCAGUCAGCUUCAGCACCAGGAUGCACAGCUCCUUAAGGGAGCAAUGGAUGCGACCUACUCCGCCCUGAAGAGUUCUCAGCCCAGCCCUGAACUCAAACCCAUCCAGUCGUCCUUCCUCGCCCAGAGACGUGUGAAAAAGCUACCCUCCACCUCUCUGUAGGGGCAGAGAGAGAGAGAGAGAGAGAGAGAGAGAGAGAGAGAGAGAGAGAGAGAGAG
Messenger RNA from Electrophorus electricus (electric eel), 2683 nucleotides. It is a transcript of the gene rps6ka1, whose product is annotated as ribosomal protein S6 kinase a, polypeptide 1. Gene Ontology annotation, molecular function: ATP binding; magnesium ion binding; protein serine/threonine kinase activity. Gene Ontology annotation, biological process: protein phosphorylation; intracellular signal transduction. Lineage: Eukaryota; Metazoa; Chordata; Actinopteri; Gymnotiformes; Gymnotidae. The record is from RefSeq and is a predicted model, not a curated record.